Setaria italica (foxtail millet) is the source of this 1954-nucleotide messenger RNA. RefSeq lists its product as uncharacterized. Bases 50 to 1552 code for a protein of 500 amino acids. NCBI's taxonomy places the organism in Eukaryota, Viridiplantae, Streptophyta, Magnoliopsida, Poales, Poaceae. The record is from RefSeq and is a predicted model, not a curated record. The transcript is spliced from 2 exons.
GCGGCACUGAUCUAACCGUCAGAUCCGAUCUCCAGUUGCCGGCGGCGACAUGGACUUGCCGGCGAGCCGCGGCCGGUGGCGCAGGCGGAGCGCCCGGUCGCACUUGCCCGUUGUCGUGGCCGUCCUCGUGCUCCUCCUCCCGACCUUGCUACUCUUCUCAUCCGGCUCCUCCACCAUGCUCCGUGCCCUCCUCCCCUUCCACUCCGCCGCCUCCGGCGGCGUGCCCCAGUGCGGGGGCUCGGUGGAGCUCGAGGGAGAGAGGUUCCUCUGGUACGCGCCGCACAGCGGGUUCAGCAACCAGGUGGGCGAGCUCCGGAACGCCGCGGUGGCCGCCGCGCUGCUGAACCGCACUCUCGUCGUGCCCCCCGUGCUCGACCACCACGCCGUCGUCCUCGGGAGCUGCCCCAAGUUCAGGGUCACCGACCCAGCCUCGCUGCGCGCCGCUGUCUGGGACCACACCAUGCAGCUCCUUCGGGAGGGGAGGUAUGUUUCGAUGGGUGACAUAAUUGAUCUAUCCCCAAUCAAAUCUAUGGUUGGGACCAUUGACUUCAGGGUUUUUGUCUCGCUGUGGUGCGGUGUAGACAUGCGGAAGACUUGCUUUUCUGGGUUGUGCUGUUCUGUUUCUGGUGGUAGCUCUAUGCCAGCUGACUACAAUAGAUGCCGAGCUUUGCUGUCUGGUCUAGGAGGCAGUGAAAAAGGCUGUGUGUAUCCUGUACAAGAUGAUUGUAGAACAACAGUCUGGACGUAUCAACAGAACAAUGAUGGGGCCUUGGAUCAGUUUCAACCAGAUGAAGAGUUGAAAAGAAGGAAGAAGAUCUCAUAUGUUCGGAGGCGCAGAGAUAUAUACAAGGCUUUAGGGCCUGGUUCACAAGCUGAGGAUGCUACCUUGUUGGCAUUUGGGACACUCUUCUCAGGACCAUACAAGGGAUCAGAGUCUUAUUUUGAUAUCCAUGAGUCACCAAAAGAUCAAAGAAUACAGACUGUACUCGAGAAGAUUGAGUUUCUUCCUUUUGCCCCAGAGAUCAUGGCUGCAGGGAGGGAAUUUGCUAAGAACAAGAUCAAGGAGCCAUUUCUUUGUGCGCAACUAAGAUUGCUAGACGGUCAAUUCAAAAAUCACUGGAAAGCUACAUUUUCUGCCCUCAAAGAGAAGUUGAAAGCUGUUGAAUUGGAAAUGAAGAGAAACAAGAAUAGUGGUCCUGUUCACAUGUUCAUCAUGACCGAUCUUCCACCAGCAAACUGGACCAAAACCUAUCUUGCAAAUGUUGCAAAAGAUGAGCGAUACAGAUUGUACACCCUGAAGGAAAGUGAUGAAUUAGUGCCGCAGACUGCAGAAAGGCUUAUGGCUGCAGAACAUGGUGUACGGUCUGGAUUCCUUCCAAAAGCCAUAGAGAACACGGACAAGGAUUGUGGCCCUGUUCAACUACCAGAAAUUCUGCUGUAUGUUGAAGAAUCUGUUUGUAGCUGCGCAUCACUAGGAUUUGUUGGGACAGUUGGAUCAACCAUAGCAGGAAGCAUAGAAACAAUGAGAAAGAACAAUGUCUGUAAAUGGUAGGCAAACAGCAUCCUUUGAGUAGGUGCAUGAAAACCUAACCAGCUGAUUGAUGUGUUAUAGCAGAGUGGGAGCCAAUAUGAUAUAGAGGGCUGAAGCAUCGUAUGUUUUGCACACACAUGCAAGCAUGACCCUGCAAGAGCUCAUUUCUCUUUCGGGGUAGAAUUGACUGUAGAGUGAACAGUUGCACCAUUUUUUUUUCUAACUGUAUAGAAAGAUCAGGUUCAUUUUUGUAUUGCCUGGAGCCCUGGAUCAUUUUGACUAUGUAAUUCUCGAGUUUUGUAGUAGUGCAUUUAUUUUCCUGUUCGUAGGGUAUCCUCUAUUGCUCUAUCCGCGCACUUCUGACUUGUGAAGGAAGUGAUAGCUUCUGAAAAUAAGGUACUGGAACUAGAUAUCAUUGUACUA